Messenger RNA from Acinonyx jubatus (cheetah), 1571 nucleotides. It is a transcript of the gene SERPINE3, whose product is annotated as serpin family E member 3. NCBI's taxonomy places the organism in Eukaryota, Metazoa, Chordata, Mammalia, Carnivora, Felidae. The transcript is spliced from 9 exons. The coding region runs from base 287 to 1489 and encodes 400 amino acids. Gene Ontology annotation, molecular function: serine-type endopeptidase inhibitor activity. Gene Ontology annotation, biological process: negative regulation of endopeptidase activity. The record is from RefSeq and is a predicted model, not a curated record.
CCAGGGCCUGCUCUGUUUCCGAUCUGGGCUUUGCUGGCCGGGGCACUGCUUCUCCUGGCUCUCUGCAGGACCUCAGGCUCCAGGAAUUUGGACCGAGUGGUAGAGACAUCGCCGGCAGAGACGGCAGCUGCCAGCUUCCUCCCUGCGCUGUCUUGUGAUUCAAAGCAGACUCUGCUCCACUUUUUAAAAAGGGGAGCACGUUAAUGCUGGAGACCCACAAGAACAGGAUCAAGCAAGGAGACACAACAGUCUGAGGCAAGAGUCCGUGAGAAGAUUCCCUGCCUCCAUGCAGCCGGCCCUGUUCACGCUCUUCCUGCUUCACACCUGGCUCCGUGGAGGACAGGGCGACCUCCGUGAGGACCUGACCUUGCUGAAGACCGAGCUUGCGCUUCGCCUCUACCAGGGUGCAGCGGCCCCUAGAAAUGAAACCAACGUUGUCAUUUCUCCCGCUGGCGUGUCCCUUGCUCUGGAAAUCCUGCAGUUUGGAGCCCAAGGGAACACCGGCCGGCAGCUGGCCGAGGCCCUGGGUUACACCGUCCAUGACCAGAGGGUGAAACAGUUCUUACACACUGUUUACGCCACCCUGCCCAACUCCGGACGAGGCACUAAAAUGGAGCUGGCCUGCACUCUUUUCGUGCAAGCAGGAACGCCCCUCUCCCCCUGCUUUGUGGAACAGAUCUCCCAGUGGGCCAACAGCAGCCUGGAGCCAGCCAACCUCAGGGAACCCAACAGCACCAGCAUCGGGGUCAACGAAUGGGCCUCCAGGCAGAUGGCAGGUGACAACCCGGGUGGCCUGACAUGGGAGCGCGGUGGCGGUGCAUUUCCCCAGCUGGCACUUGUGAGCACCAUGUCCUUCCAGAGCACUUGGCGGCAGAGAUUCUCCUCCAGGGACACUCAGCUCCUGCCUUUCACCUGUGCCCCGGGCCUCGUCCUCCAAGUCCCCAUGAUGUACCAAAUGGCCGAGGUCAACUACGGCCAGUUCCAGGACCCUGCAGGCCAUCAGGUGGGGGUGCUGGAGCUGCCUUACCUGGGAAACACAGUGAGUCUGCUCUUGGUUCUGCCGCGUGACAAAGACACCCCGCUGAGCCACGUUGAGCCACACCUCACAGCCAGCAUCAUCCACAUCUGGACCUCCAGCCUCAGGCGAGCCAGAAUGGACGUGUUCCUGCCCAGAUUCAGGAUCCAAAAUCAUUUCAAUUUAAAAAGCAUUUUAAAUUCUUGGGGAGUCACCGAUCUUUUUGAUCCACUCAAAGCUAACUUGAAAGGAAUUUCAGGCCAAGAUGGCUUUUAUGUUUCUGAAGCGAUCCACAAAGCCAAGAUUGAGGUUUCCGAGGAAGGCAGCAAGGCGUCUACAGCCACCGCUCUGUUGUUACUGAAAAGGUCUCGGAUUCCUUUUUUUAAAGCAGAUCGGCCAUUCUUCUUUUUCCUGAGAGAACCCAACACAGGAUUUGUCUUCAGUAUUGGGAGCGUUUCAAAUCCCCUAGACUAAAUUAAGAGAUCUCAAGCAUGUUCUCCACUGUCAACUAUGCUUUUCUUCAUAAAAAGUUACAAUUGCAUUCUGCUAUACCCCU